This is a messenger RNA of Metarhizium acridum CQMa 102, 1323 nucleotides long. RefSeq lists its product as uncharacterized. The record is from RefSeq and is a predicted model, not a curated record. NCBI's taxonomy places the organism in Eukaryota, Fungi, Ascomycota, Sordariomycetes, Hypocreales, Clavicipitaceae.
AUGAAGGCGGGUUUCGUUGUUGGCGCUCUCGCCGCCUCCGCUGCUGCUCACACUUAUCCAAACUGCGAGCAUGACAACUGCUACCGUGCUCUGAUCAAGGACGGUCUCCAGGACAAGGCCAAGGCCUUCUGCUUCGACUGGCUUGCUGGUACUACUACUGCUGCCUCUGCCAUUCCCACCGACUUCAGCAACUGCAACGUGCAGGCCGCCAGCUCUGCUUGCUCUUGCGUCACUUACACAGCUACUCACACAACUGGCCCUACUACCACUACUCCUCCUCCCGUCACCACUACGACCAGCGAGAAGCCUCCUACGACCACUCCCGCGACUAGCGAGCAGCCUCCUACCACUACUCCCACGACCAGCAAGACUGAGCAGCCUUCAACAGCGACUCCUACCACUCAGGGUCCUCCUACGGCUACUGCCACGACCGAGAAGCCUCAUACCACCAGCCAGAGCACCACCAAGUGGACUACUUCCACCAUCUGCACCACCAAGACUCACACUAUCACCUCAUGCCCCCCCGAGGUGACCGAGUGUCCCGGCGGUGGGCACACCACAGUCGUAACUGAGACCAUCCCCAUCUCUACGACGGUCUGCCCUGUCACCGAGACUGAGGCUCCUCCUACAACCACUGCUACCACCAAGUGGACUACUUCCACCAUCUACACCACCCAGACUAAUACUAUCACCUCAUGUCCUCCCGAGGUGACCAAGUGUCCCGGCGGUGGUCACACUACAGUCGUAACUGAGACCAUUCCCAUCUCUACCACGGUCUGUCCUGUCACUGAGACUGAGGCUCCUCCUACAACCACUGCUACCACCAAGUGGACUACUUCCACCAUCUACACCACCCAGACUAAUACUAUCACCUCAUGCCCUCCUGAGGUGACCGAGUGUCCCGGCGGUGGGCGGACUACAGUCGUAACUGAGACCAUUCCCAUCUCUACCACGGUCUGCCCUGUCACUGAGACUCACGCUCCUCCUCCUGCUGGCAACCAGACGUCUACUCUCUACACCACCCAGACCUAUACCAUCACCUCUUGCCCUCCUUCUGUGCCCAGCUGCCCCGUUGGCAAGGUCACAACCACUGUCUACCCUACUGGCACAACCACCAUCAAGGGCUGGACCUCUAUCCCCGCUGUUCCUACUCAUCCUACUGGAGUCCCCCCUGUUCCCACUCAGGCUACUCAGCCCACUGGCGCUCGUCCUUCCAAGACCACUCCGUCCUCCCCUCCCGUUGUCACUGCCGCCGCGGGUCACCUUGUUGGAAGCCUCGAGCUCGUUGUCGCCGCUGCAGGUGUUGCCGCUCUCUUCCUGUAA